AGUUCGACUCUUAAGCGUCGCGCCUGUGCUAACCGUGUAAAAGAGCAGGGUCUAGAGAUAGCUUUCUGUUGUAAGCGCUGCAAAGAGAAGAACCUUCGCUAUUUUGUAGAUACCGCAACAAGUCGCUGUGCUAGUUGUAUUUUAGUAAAGGCUAAGUGUAGCCUGUUUGUUUCUAAGGAAGAGUAG
This is a messenger RNA of Alternaria alternata, 186 nucleotides long. RefSeq lists its product as hypothetical. Lineage: Eukaryota; Fungi; Ascomycota; Dothideomycetes; Pleosporales; Pleosporaceae. The record is from RefSeq and is a predicted model, not a curated record. The transcript has a single exon. The annotation marks the transcript as partial.